AUAGAAGGAGUUAGACAUGUAAAUUUGGAUUUGUUUUCGUAUUUAGACAUGUGUGGAUGCCAAAAAAAAGCUUGCAUGGGUUACUUACAACUUCAAAGCCUAAAACCCUACUGCGUUUAUUAUAGAUAUGUCUCCCUUUUUAUAUUAUAUUAAAAUUUUAUUUAUGUCAAUGUCACUCUAUAAUUUAUUCUUAUAAUUUGGAAGACGUCGUGUGCUUCCUUUUUUCACCUUUCAUAAAUACUAAUAUUCUCUUGUUGAAUAAGCAUCAUCGAUCGGCAUUAAUUUAGUUUUAUUCCUUUAGUUAAAUGAUGCAGUCGAGGGAGGAGAUGAGAGAUGAUUCAUCAUCAGGUCUCGUCCUCACUACUGACCCUAAGCCUCGCCUUCGCUGGACGGCAGAGCUUCAUGAACGCUUCGUUGACGCCGUCACCCACCUUGGAGGCCCUGAUAAGGCCACACCAAAGACGAUAAUGAGAGUGAUGGGUGUGAAGGGUCUUACGCUUUAUCAUCUCAAGAGCCAUCUCCAGAAGUUCAGACUUGGGAAGCAGCCUCACAAGGAGCAUAAUCAAAAUCACUCCAUCAAUAUUAGGGAUACUAAUAGAGCUUCCAUGUUGGAUCUUCGAAGAAAUGCUGUAUUUACUACUAGUCCGCUGAUCAUUGGUCGCAAUAUGAACGAGAUGCAAAUGGAAGUGCAAAGAAGGAUAGAGGAAGAAGUAGAAUUAGAGAGACAAGUGAAUCAAAGGAUAGAAGCACAAGGGAAAUACAUGGAGAGCAUGUUGGAGAAAGCAUGUGAAACCCAAGAAGCAAGCCUUACCAAAGACUACUCUACUCUUUUCUUCGACCGCACCAAUAUUUGUAACAACACAUCGGCACUCCCAAUCCCAUGGUUCGAGGAUCAUUUUCCUUCCUCUUCCUCCAUGGACUCUACGUUGAUUCUCCCUGACAUCAAUUCCAGCUUCACCCUGCAAGAUUCUCGGAGUUCCAUCACUAAGGGCCGUACGGUUUGUCUCGGUUAGAGAGUACAUAUAUAGAUCUAGCUAAGCUAUUUGACUCUUUCUACUCUAGUUUCUGAUGCGCACUUGGUGUAUAACUGCGCAAAUUUACUCGUAAUAACUUCUGCCAAACAUGAAGUCUUCGCUAUUCGCUUGAUAUAAAAAUGUGCUGAUAACAUAUGGUGAAGUAGGCUGCCUCAUGAUGCCUAUAUGUUUUAUUAUGUGUUUAAUUGCAAAAUGCUUUAAAGAUUAUGGGGUGAGUGGUAAGUAAAAUUUAAAGGUUUUACACUUUUACCCUAUCGACUUUAAAACAUUUUUAUAGUC
Molecule: messenger RNA, 1313 nt
Organism: Camelina sativa (false flax)
Lineage: Eukaryota; Viridiplantae; Streptophyta; Magnoliopsida; Brassicales; Brassicaceae
Source: RefSeq, a predicted model, not a curated record